GAAAAUAUUGAACAAAUCAGUUACAAAUAUUAAGAAGUUUCGAAACAAAACAUAAAAUACUCCACCUUAAGUACUAACUGUUCAAAUGCAAGCAUUUUAGAAAUCUAUUUAACUGCACUGCCGCUUUUUCAUGGCCUUCAUGACUGCUGACUGCUCUCGUCUUGUCUGUGACUCUUAUGGCCCUGUUUUGUAUGUUUGUGGAGCUGCGUUCUGCUACGCAUUCCGUUGGUAUUCUACCAUUAAUACUUGUCUACUUAACGGUAAAUUACAGACAUUAAACGCACGCACACACGCACACUGAGUUGCCCAUCCUGGCCAAAAAGAGUGUGUGCGUGCCUUUGUAUUCGUGUGGGGAGUGCGGGGUUGGUAAGACACUAGGAUGUGCUUAUUUGUUGUCAGUGCGCGUCAAACAUUUGAAAACAUUUAUUUUUGGCCCGUACGAAUGCUUCAAUACUCGUAAGGCCUGCCAGUUGCCAGUUUAUUUUUUGCCCAUCCACUGAAACAGAAGUGUAUCCUGACAAAUGGAUCUCAAUGGGAGUCCUCUGCUGUCGCCAUUCCAUUCGUUAUAUAUGAAAGCCACUGUCGAGGGAAAUAUCAUAAAUAUGUAGAAGAGGAGCGAGAAAGUUAUCACGAGAUAUUUAGAAACAAAGAAAGAAUACAAAUUAAACGAUAGCUUCCAUUCGGAAAUUCCCCAAAAGUGCUGGCCAGACCUUUUUUUAUUUGAUCCAACUCGACUUUGCUUUUCUGCGGGCAAGGACGUAGAAUCAACAAAAGUAAAACAAUACCAAAAAUCAAACACACAAAACGACUGAAAGGUGAUGCACGUUUCCAUCCUCAGGGUCCUGGGCAGGACCGAAAUCGGGAUUUGGGUGAAGGGAAUGAAAGGAAAGAAGGCGGGCGGCAGGACUUGUAAAAUACUUUUGUGUAACUUUGGCUGAAAACUUUAUUUUGUGUAUUAUAUAUCCUGUUAACAAUAU
Messenger RNA from Drosophila melanogaster (fruit fly), 977 nucleotides. RefSeq lists its product as uncharacterized. NCBI's taxonomy places the organism in Eukaryota, Metazoa, Arthropoda, Insecta, Diptera, Drosophilidae. The record is from RefSeq and is marked reviewed. The coding region runs from base 131 to 301 and encodes 56 amino acids. The transcript has 3 exons.